Pleuronectes platessa (European plaice) is the source of this 1803-nucleotide messenger RNA. RefSeq names its product polypeptide N-acetylgalactosaminyltransferase 17 (gene galnt17). Gene Ontology annotation, cellular component: Golgi apparatus. Bases 1 to 1803 code for a protein of 600 amino acids. The record is from RefSeq and is a predicted model, not a curated record. The transcript has 12 exons. NCBI's taxonomy places the organism in Eukaryota, Metazoa, Chordata, Actinopteri, Pleuronectiformes, Pleuronectidae.
AUGGCUUUCGUGUUCAGGAGGUGGAGGGUUCUACUGGUGCUCAACGUGCUCGCCGUGGCCGGCUUCAUGACUUUCUGGGCCCGGUGCAGCACGGGACGCAGCGUGCAGCCCGCCGGUCCGGAGGCUCCGGGGGACUGGACGAGGCCCCGGGGCAACGGGACUGCGCAGGGGCCCAGCGUCAGCCACGAGGUGCUGCUGAAGAGGCUCAGCUCGCUGGAGGACGUGGUGUACCGGCAGCUGAACGGUCUGUCCAAAUCUCUGGGACUGAUCGAGGGCUUUGGGGGCCGCGGUAAAAAUGGCCUCCCCGCCACGCUGGCCCCGGCCGAGGAGAGCGACGCCAAAGUCCUGAGGGAGAAAUACGGCUACAACGCCUACCUCAGCGACAGGAUCUCUCUGGAUCGGACCAUACCAGACCACCGGCCCAGCAAAUGCAGAAAGGUCAACCACCCCAGGGACCUCCCGCAGAUCUCCCUCAUCUUCAUCUUCGUCAACGAGGCUCUGUCCGUGAUCCUGCGCUCCGUCCACUCGGCCGUCAACCACACGCCGGCUCACCUGCUCAAAGACAUCAUCCUGGUGGACGACAACAGUGACGACGAGCAGCUGAAGGGCCCUCUGGAGGAGUACGUGAACAAACGCUACCCCGGCCUGGUGAAGAUCGUCAGGAACCAGAAGAGAGAGGGACUCAUCCGGGCCAGGAUCGAGGGCUGGAAGGCGGCCACCGGCGAGGUGACUGGAUUCUUCGACGCCCACGUGGAGUUCACGCCGUCCUGGGCCGAGCCGGUCCUGGCCAGAAUAAAAGAGGACCCCAAGAGGAUCAUCCUGCCGUCCAUCGACAACAUCAAGCACGACACGUUCGAGGUGGAGCGCUACGAGAACUCGGGUCACGGCUACAACUGGGAGCUGUGGUGCAUGUACAUCAACCCGCCCAAGCAGUGGUGGGACGACGGGGACACGUCCGCCCCCAUAAGGACUCCGGCCAUGAUCGGCUGCUCCUUCGUGGCAAACCGUGAUUACUUCGGCUCGCUGGGCCUGCUGGACUCGGGCAUGGACGUGUACGGAGGAGAGAACAUCGAGCUGGGCAUCAGGGUGUGGCUGUGCGGCGGCAGCAUGGAGGUGCUGCCUUGCUCGAGGGUGGCUCACAUCGCCCGGAUGAAGAAACCGUACCAUAGCAACAUCGCGUUCCACACGCGGCGUAACGCUCUGCGUGUGGCCGAGGUCUGGAUGGACGAGUACAAGUCCAACGUGUACCUGGCCUGGAACAUACCAAUGGAGAACCACGGUAUCGAUUACGGAGACAUCUCCCAGCGGGUCGCCCUGAGGAAGAGCCUCCAGUGUAAGAGCUUCGAGUGGUACCUGGACAACGUGUACCCGGAGAUGAGGCGCUACAACAACACGCUGUUCUACGGCGAGAUCCGUAACUCUCGGGCGAGCCAUCUGUGCAUGGACCAGGGCAUGAAGGAGAACCACACGGCCACCCUGCACCCGUGUCACGGCUGGGGUCCUCAGUUGGGACGUUUCUCCAAAGAGGGACAGCUGUUCCUCGGUCCUCUGGGCAGCACCGGUGAGGACACCCGCUGUGUGGUGGACGACCAGGUCAGCAGCUUCCCUCAGCUCCUGAACUGUGACAAGGUCCCGAACGUGAAGCAGAAGACGUGGCACUUCUCUCAGAACGAGUCCAUCAUAAACCGAGCGACCGGACGCUGUGUGGAGGUGGUGCCGGCCAACGUCUACUUCGGCCACCUGCUGGUGCUGCAGCCCUGCUCCGGCCAGAGGUGGACCAUUAAGAACGCCAUGCUGCAGUAG